Labeo rohita (rohu) is the source of this 5044-nucleotide messenger RNA. RefSeq names its product AT rich interactive domain 4A (RBP1-like) (gene arid4a). Lineage: Eukaryota; Metazoa; Chordata; Actinopteri; Cypriniformes; Cyprinidae. The record is from RefSeq and is a predicted model, not a curated record. Gene Ontology annotation, molecular function: transcription cis-regulatory region binding. Gene Ontology annotation, biological process: regulation of transcription by RNA polymerase II. The transcript is spliced from 26 exons. Gene Ontology annotation, cellular component: nucleus.
AUGCGCAGACUGAGCAGAGGCUUUCCCUCUGAAACGAAGAUCCGUUCCCAUACAUCCCUCCAGCCAAUGGGCUUCGCCGUCGGGACGCUUCGGAAUCAAUUUGACCAAUCAGAAAGGUGGAGAACGCAGAACAGGAAACAUGCAGCCAAUCGGAGACCAGGAUGGAUUUGUUGUAUUCGCGCAGAGCGAGAAUCAGAGAACACCAAUGAGAAAGCGCAAUUCGCAGCGCCGCUUUUGUACUCAGCAAUCAGUUUGCCGUUCUUCGAACUCAAUACUUUGGCAAAUACAGUGUUAAGUGAGGGAAAUGUGGGGUUAGUGGAUGGUGGAGGGGCUGACAUGGUGCAGGACGCAGUCAAAACCAAUCGAGCUGGACUCCCUCAAAUAGCCAUCAAGAUGAAGGUAGCAGAUGAACCUGCCUACCUGACUGUCGGGACGGAUGUGAGUGCGAAGUACCGUGGUGCCUUCUGUGAGGCAAAAAUCAAGACUGUUAAACGCAUGGUGAAAGUUAAGGUUGUGCUUAAAGGAGACAGCACCUCACAAGUCGUCCAAGAUGACCAAGUCAAAGGACCCUUAAGGGUUGGCUCAACAGUGGAAGUCAAGAGCCCAGAGGGUAGACUUAGCGAAGCUGUCAUCAGCAAACUUACAGAUGCCAGCUGGUACACUGUGGUUUUUGAUGACGGAGAUGAGAAAACCCUUAGAAGAACUUCACUGUGUCUUAAAGGUGAAAGACAUUUUGCAGAGAGUGAGACUUUGGACCAACUGCCCCUGACUAACCCAGAGCACUUUGGCACUCCAGUCAUUGGAAAGAAGACAAAUCGAGGUAGAAGGUCUUCUCAGGCAGUUGCAGAAGAUGAAAAGGAGUCUUCAUCGAGUGAAGAUGACGACGAUGACAGGAGGAGGCUUAAUGAUGAUCUUUUGGGCAAAGUUGCCUGCGUACAGAGUAGCUCCGAUAGUGAUUCCUGGCACUAUGUCCUGGUGAUAUCUCCAAGCUGCAAUGAUGACCUAACUGUCAAAAAGGACCAAUGUUUAGUGCGAUCAUUUGCAGAUUCCAAAUUUCACACAGUGUCACGCAAAGAUGUUCAAGAAGUAAACAUUGGCACCCUUUCCAAACCCGAGUACUCAAACAGGAAAGGGUUUGAAGCAGCACAGCACUUUCUACAGGCCAGAGAGGUCCCUGACAACUGGAAAGUGGACUUGAGCGAGAUUCUUGAAUCGUCCAGUAGUGAUGAAGAAGACGAAGAUGAGGAUGGUGAAGGCAAAGAGGGCGAGGAGGAGCAGAAGCAGCAAGAACCAGAAGUACCUGAUGAUGAGCCAGACCCAGAAGAAAGGGACCACUUUCUACAGCAGCUUUACAAGUUUAUGGAGGACAGAGGGACACCAAUUAACAAACCUCCAGUUCUUGGCUACAAGGAUCUCAACCUCUUCAAGCUCUUCCGACUGGUACAUAUUCACGGAGGCUGUGACAAUAUUGAAAGCGGCUCUAUUUGGAAACAGAUCUACAUGGAUCUCGGCAUCCCGGUUCUGAACUCUGCUGCCUCGUACAAUGUAAAAACAGCUUACAGAAAGUACCUGUACGGAUUUGAGGAGUACUGCCGCUCGGCUCAGAUCCAGUUCAGGACGGUGCACCACAACGAGCCACGGCCAGACCGCCCGCCAGAAGUGCAGUGCGUAAAGACUGUGAAAAAAGAGAGCGAAGAGACAGACGAGAUGAUGCAGCAGGUUACAGAGGAGCCUGGAACUAGCGAGGACAAACCUGCAGCAGACGCUGAUGAGUCAGAUGCUGAGAGCGAAAAGGGACGCAAAGAUGUCUGCUCGCCCAGGGGCCGACGGCGGUGCACGGUGACCCCUGUGAAAGUAGAGGCCAAAGAGCCUGUGAAGCAGGAGAAACCAAAGGAGGAGAAGAAAAAGGAGGAGACACGUGGACAAACAAGUGGAGGAGAAAACAGCGGAGAGGAGCAAAAGGAGAAAUCUGAUGGGGAGACCCCCGGGAAACGUCGCAGCCGCCGUCUUGAGGAGUCUGACAAAGAUACUGAUGAUGAAGAACAGGAUGAUGAUGAAGAUGAGGAAGACGAUGGCGAGAGAUCCAGACUCAGGGACCGAGAUGAGAGGGAGGAAGAUGAUGGCUGUGAGGACUCUGAGCAUUCUGUGACCGGCACUAAAGUCAAAGUGAAAUACGGCAAGGGGAAGACACAGAAGAUCUAUGAAGCUAACAUCAAGAACACAGAGAUGGAUGACGGAGAGGUGCUUUACCUGGUGCAUUACUACGGCUGGAAUGUGAGAUAUGAUGAAUGGGUCAAGGCAGAUCGAAUAAUAUGGCCUGUCGAUAAGGGUGGAACAAAGAGAAACAAAAGAAAAAAGUGAAGGUGAGUGACAAAUAAAGAAGAUGGAGAAAAGGAAAAAGAGGAGGAUAAACAGGCCAAACAAGGGAUACGGCGAGGUCGUCCUCCGCUUAAAUCCACCCCUCCCAACACCUCCCGUAGCGUGUCCAAGACCCCCAGCAGUGAGGGUCGGUCCAGCAGCAAGAACUCACGGCCCACAGAUCCCACUGCCCUGCCAAAUGGAGAGGUUACACCUCGUCGGCGAACGAGAAGAACUUCUGGGAUGUAUGAUUCAGAUAGAGGAUCUAAUGAUUCAGGGAACUCCUCGGAUGAUAGCGAGUGCGAGGAAUCUCCUGAGAAGAAGCUGGAAUGGACUGAGACAACCGAUCCACCCUUGUCAGCGACAGAAGAGGCAGCUGAGGAUCCCUCAGAGGAGAGCACAAUGCCAGAACCUGCGCAGACUGAGCCUGAACUUCCCAGCAGCCCUCAGGAGAUGCCCAACUUCAAGGAGAGCGAGAGCAAACCCGAGGAAGACACAUCCCUGCUCCCUGUAGAGUCUGACGACGGAUCUCCAAAACCGAGAGCGAAGAAGCCUCGUUUGAAAGAACCAGGAUCAGAGACUCCCACGCAAACACCUGCCGCUGCUAAUCACACCGAGACAGAGGAACCCUCCACUCCUCCGCGACCUGCGAAGAAAUCCCAGGAAACGCCACACAGCAGUCCUGUAGAGAGAAUAAAGCCGGUGGAGACACCAGGCUCAGACACAGACUCUGCAACAGAGGAAGUCUGCCCGCCCGAGCGAAGCAAUGCAGUGAAACGCAAAACCAAUGAACAGCGAACGCCGGAAAAGAAAAUCCGCCUAGAGAGAAAAGAAGAACCCAAAAUGCUUUCUCCAGUUAAAACGCCACCAUUGGAGAAGAAACCCGAUCCUGAGAAGAAAGCCGAGGUGGUGCAGAAACCAGAGGAACUCCCCUCUCCAACAUUAUCAUCUCCCAGUAAAGAUAUCGAGGUGAAAUCUGAGAUGCCCGCUCUUACCAGAGAGGUGCACCUCAGGGUAGAACCUCCUUGCCCAGAGCAGGAGGAUUCAACAACGCCCGCAAAUGAGGAAAUGAUGCCUCAAAUAGGCCCCGAAGCGCUGGUCUGCCACGAAGUGGACCUUGACGAUCCAGAGGACAAGGACAGACCCUCUGGUGAAGAGUUACUGAUGAUGAUGAAGGAAGAGAAAACUCAGCCUCUAGAGCCUUCCAACCAACUUCCUCAUGUCCUGGUUGCGGUGGGACCCCCACGCCUGUUUUCCCCGUCCUCUGCCCCCAGCCCGGAUGAAUCUCACAGCACUAAGAGUGAGAGCGAUGCCACCAUCGAAGUGGACAGUGUGGCAGAAUCACAGGAGGGGCUCGGGGAGAGCGAGUCAACUCAUAGCUUUGAUGCUAGCGCAAGUUCAAGCAAUUCCAGCAUCUCACUACAGGAUCGAGAUGGAAAGGACAGAGGUCAGAAGAGGUUAUUGGAUUGCACUACUGGCUCGUCGGCCAAAAAGCAAAAACGCAGCCAGAAACGCUCAAGCGCUGUAUGUAAAACAGAAAAGAAUGGAGCAGGUCACAGUAGCGACAGUGAGGACCUGUCUACCAUGGACAGCUCUAAUAAGCUAACCCCAGUCAAGCACUCCAGCCUACCCAAGAGCCAGAAGCUUUCUCGGUCGCCCGGUCUGGUUUCUCCCAACAGUAAAGACAUGGAGAAAGACAAGCACAAAGAGAAGCAAUCCGUCCCUUCCCCACGCACAUAUAAGUGGUCCUGCCAGCUGACUGAGCUGGACAACAUGUCAAGUGCUGAGCGGAUUUCAUUCUUGCAAGACAAGCUACAGGAAAUCAGGAAGUACUACAUGUCACUAAAGUCUGAGGUGGCUUCCAUCGACAGGAGGCGGAAAAGGUUAAAAAAGAAGGAAAGAGAAGUGUCGCACACCACAGCAUCCACGUCGUCAGGCUCGUCCGACACGGGCAUGAGCCCGUCUUCAGCUUCCCCCACGCAGAACACUGUGGCCGUCGAGUGCAGGUGAUGUCACGCCCGUGACCCGCCCCCACCCCGCUCCACCUCUGCCUUCUCAGCAUCCUGCUGCCUCCACGGAGACACACGGGCAUACUGACGAGCCAGAGCAAGCAGCCAAUAGCACUCGACUGCCCGCCGCCUCCAGCGUCUCCUCUGAUCCCUGUCGGCCACUCCCACCUUCUGCACUUUGUAAACUGAUCCUGCCUCCUCUCGCUCGCUGUCGCACCAGGGAACGGACUCCACGUGAGGGUUGAAUGUAAUCUAAGAAAUCAAAGCUUACGACUUAUCCAUCCAGAACGAAUAUACGACGGCACUUUUCACAAACGCUGAACGGAAACCUCCUCUUACUGCUUCUGCGCAGCAGGGACUGAAUUUGGAUGCAGUAGUCAAUCAGUUGAACGUUCCUCUAUCAGAACAUGCUCUCAGAUCCCUAGGUAAUGGUCACCUUAACCAGCUGGACAUGGUUAUUACAAAGAAAGGUCAAUUGUAGUGCGCUUGUUCCAUCAGAACUGCCAAAGUACAUGUGUUACAGCAGAGUGCCCUAUUUUGGAAAAGUAGGACAAAGUCAAUUGCAAAAGGGAAUGUAGUUUACUGAAAACUGCAGCCGGCGUCUUCCACUUCUAUCUUAGUAUGCGAGCACAGAGAAUUAUGCAAAACCUAUUUUUGUUGUCUCUCUCUUUUUAAGA